Molecule: messenger RNA, 1013 nt
Organism: Candoia aspera
Lineage: Eukaryota; Metazoa; Chordata; Lepidosauria; Squamata; Candoiidae
Product: class II histocompatibility antigen, M beta 1 chain
Exons: 6
Coding region: 16-957 (313 amino acids)
Biological process (GO): immune response; antigen processing and presentation
Cellular component (GO): membrane; MHC class II protein complex
Source: RefSeq, a predicted model, not a curated record
CGCCUUCGCCAUUGGAUGCACGCCGGGCGAGGGGAGUCCCGUUGGGUCGGGACCGGCGCGAGGAAAAGGCGUUCAGAUCUAGCUCGGUGUCCCCGCGGCACAGCUGCUUGUCCGGGCAGCCCUUCCCCAGAACGCGUCCGGUGGCCGGACCUCCCGUCUUCGCGGCCCGCCGGGAUGCGACCUCCGUGGCUGCUGCUGAGCCUGGCGCUGAGCGUCCCGCCGGCAGGCUGCUUCGUCCUGCACCUGGAGACGGACUGCUUCCUCUCUGCAGAUGGCAGCAUACUCCAGCCCUCCUGGACCAUGUUCUUCAACAAGAUCCCCUUCAGCUGCUUCAACUAUGAGGAGCAGAUGUUCCUGCCCUGUGGCCUGGGGGCAUCCGUGCCCUGGAACUACACCGGUGUCCCUGUAGCGCUGUGGCUCAAUGAAAAGGCCCUGGAGGUGGCCCAGGGGGCAGCCCAGGACUGCCAACAGCAGCUCCAGUCACUCUGGGGCCAGACAGGGGGCAGGCAGACUAUGCCGAACAUCCGCAUUUUCCCUGUGACCCCUCAGAACACUCCGGAUCCCAUCAUGCUCGCCUGCGUGGCAUGGGGCUUCUACCCAGGGGAUGUCAACAUCACCUGGCUGUGGAACGGGGACCCCGUGAAGGAUCACCUGGACCCCCCACUGGUCACCAGCAACGGCGACUGGAGCUACCAGGCUCGGCUGACGCUGCCGGUCGACCCCCGGCAGGGCGGGACCUACACCUGCUCCGUGCAGCACACCAGCUUGGCCAAGCCCCUCACCGAGCACUGGGCCCCAGGCAUCCCCUUGGAGCUCUGGAUCAAAACUGGGGUCUCGGCUGCCGUGCUGGUUGUGGGGACCAUCUUCCUGGUGGCCGGUGUGGUCUUUUGGAAGCGUUCGAGGGUCCAAGGAUACGUCCCCCUGGAAGGCAACACCUACCCACAGGAAGGUCGGUAGCUUUUGGACAACCCCCUGCUGCCCCAUGGCCUCUACCCUUCCCUCCUGGACCCCGG